CCCUCUUCCUCUGGUUUCUCUCUCGACAUGCAGCGGCGAUUUCGGCAAGUUUUCAGUGCUCUAAGAGAGCACAGCUCCGUGAGCUAUGCCAAGAUUGCCACAGUUGGAGGGUUUUGCAAUGUCGAACUCAUCAUUAUAAAAGCAACGGCUCCUGAUGACUUGCCGUUGCCUGAAAGGUACGUUCAGGAGCUCUUGAAAAUAUUCUCCAUCUCCCCAUCUUCGUUGAGAGAUUUUUCACUCAGCUUCAAUCGCCGCUUUGUCAAGACUCGCUGCUGGCGGGUUGCGCUUAAGUGUCUAAUUCUCCUCCACCGCCUACUCCGUUCGGUGCCUGAAGACAGCAACUUCCGUUCUGAGCUCCUUUGGACGCGAUCCAACGGUUUGAUGUCUCUCAAUCAGUGUCCCUUCCGCGAUGAUUCUUCCUCAGCUUCAAAAGAUUACACAGCCUUUAUUAGAUCAUACGCUCGCCUCCUCGAAGAAGCACGUCAUUGCUUUUGGUUGGAUAGCAAGCCAGCGUAUGACCAGCAAGAUCAACAACAAUAUGAAGAAUAUCAAUAUCGCGAACAAGACGAAGAGUACAAAGAAGAAGGAGAAGAAGAAGAGCCGCAACUCGAGAGCUUAUCGAAUAGAAUGAUGGAAGUAGGCCGAAUGCUUGAAUUGUUGCCGCACCUGCAAACCCUCAUUGACCUUGUCAUGGACUGCCGUCCCACAGGACCAGCAUCCAAAGCCUUUCUCGUCCAACUCGCUAUGAAACACAUCAUGAGAGAAAGCUUCAUGUACUACACAAUCUUCCGCCGUGAAAUCGUCACAGUUCUGGACAGUUUGUUUCAAAUGCCAUACAGUAGUUGCAUCUCGGCUUUCAGCAUUUACAAAAAGGCAGCCGUCCAAGCAAACCAACUCUCUGAAUUCUACGAGUGGUGUAAAGCCAUGGGAUUCUACGGAGGGUACGAGUAUCCCUUUAUUGAUCAAAUCCCACACAUACAAAUUCAUGCUCUCGAGAAAUUCCUCAAUGGUAUGUGGCAGUUGACGGAGUCCUCAUCGACACCAACUUCGCCAACUUCUUCGGCAUCAGUGCUGUCAUCUUUUGUGGAGUUUUCAAGUUCCACCACUUUGACAGAGGACGAUAUUGGUGACAGAGUUUUUCUGUCACAAAAGGAUCAUAUCCUUGUUAGUACAAAAUGGGAGAAGCCGUUGAUUCGGUUCGAGAGAGAAAGUUACGACAAGGAGAAGCUGUUAAUUCAGUUGGACGAGGAGAAGCCGUUGAUUCAGUUCGAAAUAGAAGAUUUCGACAAGGAGAAGCCGUUAAUUCAGUUUGACGAGGAAAAGCCGUUGAUUGAUUUCGAAGAUGAUAUCGACAACGAGAGCUGGGAGAGCCUGCUUGAAGCUUCCAUUAACAAGUCUCCAGCUGCUCAAACUCAACAAAACAUUUCAUGGCAGAUGCAAAUAUACAACCCCAAUGCUCUAAAUCCAUUCCGUCAGCCAGUCAUCAGGCCAAAUUACCAUGGGGACUAUAUAUAA
Pyrus x bretschneideri (Chinese white pear) is the source of this 1515-nucleotide messenger RNA. RefSeq names its product probable clathrin assembly protein At4g32285. Gene Ontology annotation, cellular component: clathrin-coated vesicle; clathrin-coated pit. The record is from RefSeq and is a predicted model, not a curated record. The transcript has a single exon. Gene Ontology annotation, molecular function: phosphatidylinositol-4,5-bisphosphate binding; 1-phosphatidylinositol binding; clathrin heavy chain binding. Bases 28 to 1515 code for a protein of 495 amino acids. Gene Ontology annotation, biological process: vesicle budding from membrane; clathrin-dependent endocytosis; clathrin coat assembly. Lineage: Eukaryota; Viridiplantae; Streptophyta; Magnoliopsida; Rosales; Rosaceae.